AUUCAUUGAAGCAAAAUUGCCGAUAUACAACAAUCAGGAAACGGAUCUCUUUGAAGUAAUCCCAAUACCACUGUGGACAAACGGAACAAAGCUUAUUCCGAAAUUGAAUUCUAAAUAUUUUGCGUUCAAUACAGACAUAAACGCUUAUCACCUAAUGUCUGAAAUGGAAAUUAACCAAUGCAGACAAGAGGAUUCGACAACAUGGCUUUGCGAAAAUAAUUGGGCAUGGAAAAACGCGGAUGAUCACUCUUGCGAAAUAUCUCCAUUGAAACCAAGCAAGGCACACUCAUGCGAAAUGAUGGAAUUCCAAGGCAAUUCGUUCAUCAAAGAGAUAAGUGGAUCCAACCGUUGGCUAUUUAGACUGUUUCGGAAUACAACAGCUUAUAUAAGAUGCAACGAACAGCAUCAAGUUAUAAGACUGCCCAAUCAAGGCAUUAUACAACUACCUGCAGGAUGCACAGCAAUAUUAGGGGAUACAACAAUAAUUACUCCUCAAAAAGUAAUUUCGACAGCGUCUGAAAUGUCUAUCUUUCCCAGUUUACGAAUUAUAGAUGACAAGGAGACAUGGAACGUGGUCCCGCUGAAGCACUUGAUUGUUAACAACACUAAUGAACUACAAAAUCUUCAAAUGCGCAUCAAGACUCUGAAAAAAACCAAAGUACACAUUGAUGACUUGAUUUUCCACACGGCAAGCGGACACUCGGCUCUAGCGUUGACAACGAUUAUCAUAAUUAUAAUGGUCAUUUAUAUCCGGAGGCAACGCAUAAAUGAGAGACAACUACUGGCCGUACACUUUUCCCCCCCGGAGAAUGUCUAAAGAUGUGUUUAGACAUGAUAAGUAGACAAACUAUAAAUAUGUUCUAUUUAUGGGCUGCAAUAAACAUGGCAGGGGACAACAUAAGUGGCAACCACAGAUAAGUACGA
Molecule: messenger RNA, 924 nt
Organism: Drosophila santomea
Lineage: Eukaryota; Metazoa; Arthropoda; Insecta; Diptera; Drosophilidae
Exons: 2
Coding region: 155-817 (220 amino acids)
Source: RefSeq, a predicted model, not a curated record